Messenger RNA from Drosophila busckii, 416 nucleotides. It is a transcript of the gene RpL29, whose product is annotated as 60S ribosomal protein L29. Gene Ontology annotation, molecular function: structural constituent of ribosome. Gene Ontology annotation, biological process: cytoplasmic translation. The transcript has 3 exons. NCBI's taxonomy places the organism in Eukaryota, Metazoa, Arthropoda, Insecta, Diptera, Drosophilidae. The record is from RefSeq and is a predicted model, not a curated record. Bases 104 to 334 code for a protein of 76 amino acids. Gene Ontology annotation, cellular component: ribosome; cytosolic large ribosomal subunit.
AUACGAUUCAGUUCAGUAUCGAUAGUUACAUCGAUUGUUUGCAUCUCUUUUGCUCUCUUCCUCUUCUUUUCCGCUGAGCUGUCAAAAACUUUGAUAAUUAGCAAUGGCCAAGUCUAAGAAUCACACAAAUCACAACCAGAACAAGAAGGCCCAUCGCAAUGGCAUCAAGCGCCCGAUGCGUAAGCGUCACGAGUCCACUCUGGGUAUGGAUGUCAAGUUUCUGAUCAACCAGCGUUAUGCACGCAAGGGAAAUCUUUCCCGCGUCGAGGCUGUCAAGCGCUAUAAGGAGCGCGUUGCCUCCCAGCAGGGCAAGCCCAAGCCCGUCAAGCUAUAAAUUCCAGGUCGCUUAUUUGUUCUAGUUUAGAGUGGAUAAUCGCGUCUUAGAAUAAAGAAACAACAAACUUUUUAACUGAAAA